This is a messenger RNA of Daphnia pulex (common water flea), 1421 nucleotides long. Its product is annotated as beta-1,4-galactosyltransferase 4-like. Lineage: Eukaryota; Metazoa; Arthropoda; Branchiopoda; Diplostraca; Daphniidae. The coding region runs from base 30 to 1193 and encodes 387 amino acids. Gene Ontology annotation, molecular function: N-acetyl-beta-glucosaminyl-derivative 4-beta-N-acetylgalactosaminyltransferase activity. The record is from RefSeq and is a predicted model, not a curated record. Gene Ontology annotation, biological process: carbohydrate metabolic process; glycosphingolipid biosynthetic process. The transcript is spliced from 5 exons.
CACUCGUAGCUCCGUGAGUAUUUAUUACAAUGACUUUUUGUUUACGUUUAACUUAUCCACAUUUCCAGCUCAAAUUAAUUGUGAGAAUGACAAUGCCGAGAUUGGGCCUUCUCCUGCGUCGAGUCUUCCUUCCCUUGGGUUUGUUUUUAGUUUUCGUUCAGGUGACGAAGAUGGACGCUUUUACAAACAUCCUCUGGCCGUCCAACGUGAAUCGCAGUGAGUCGUCGAGUGGUGUCAACAGCACCCCCAUCAUUGAUCACCAGCAGCGACAGCAACCUCCUUGCUUCAAAUAUUUAUCCGCUGGUCCAAUCCGUUUGGUGAUCAACACGACCCUACCGACGGAUGAAGAGUUGAACGAGUUGUUUCCACACAUCCAGAUGGGCGGGCACUGGCAUCCGGAACACUGUCAUCCACGACAACGCCUCGGGAUCUUUGUCCCCAUGAAAAGACGUUGGCAUCAACUGCCGAUUUUCUUGAGGCAUCUCCACCAAGUCUUAGUCUCCCAAUGGCGUCAUUACACAAUUUUCGUCGUCGAACAAGCAGACGGGGAUCUUUUCAACCGCGGGAAAUUACUCAACGCAGGUGUCAUCGAAGCCUUAAGAAUCCAUCCCGAUUUGGAUUGCUUCAUCUUGCACGACGUCGACACGCUACCCGAGACCAAUUUCGCCGUUUACAAGUGCCACGAAGACCGCCGAUUCGCCCUUCAAAUGGCCACCUAUCAGAGCAAAAGGGAUUACCUUUCAGCUUACAAAGGCUACGCUGGAGGAGUCCUGGCCGUCCGCCGAUCCCAAUUCGAGGAUGUCAACGGUUUCAGCAACGAAUUCUGGGGCUGGGGCGGCGAGGACGACGAUUUCGGCAACCGACUCCGCAACAAAAGCUACCGAGUGUAUCCCGAAUUGUCACGUGGUGGCUAUUUCUACAGUCUCCAUCAUCCGCCAGAGCCGCCAAAUCCUCUGCGAGACGACAUCAUUCGAAAGCACAAGAGCAGCCAUCUCCACGGCGAAGGGCUAGACAGCGUUAAGUACGUCGUUUUGAAAUCGGAGCGGCGACGGCUCUAUACCUUCUUGUCCGUUUCUAUUAUCUUACAAGGGCCAACCCGAGAUCAACUGGCCGCCGUCGGCUCCUCCUCGCGUCAAGAAGAAAGAAAAAAGAAGCGAGACCUUGAGCUACCAACGGGAGAAACCGCGUCGUAAUGUUGUCUGCUCCUGUUUACAUACGUCUAAGUUUAUGACCGAAUGAUACAGCAGGUGUAUAAUAAACCAAAAUUUGCUUCGAUAUUAAAGUUGAACGAAAGUUAAAUAGUUAGCGCUGGAUAAAAGUCGAUCUCAUUAAUUACACGGCGGGACGACAUGUUGCUGGGCAGAUCUACCGGUGUGGAAUGAAGUGAUUCUUAUUUGAAAAUAUACUAUGAAACGGUCAAA